This is a messenger RNA of Triplophysa dalaica, 5236 nucleotides long. It is a transcript of the gene gmeb1, whose product is annotated as glucocorticoid modulatory element binding protein 1. The transcript has 9 exons. Gene Ontology annotation, biological process: positive regulation of transcription by RNA polymerase II. Gene Ontology annotation, cellular component: nucleus. The record is from RefSeq and is a predicted model, not a curated record. Gene Ontology annotation, molecular function: DNA-binding transcription activator activity, RNA polymerase II-specific; RNA polymerase II cis-regulatory region sequence-specific DNA binding. Lineage: Eukaryota; Metazoa; Chordata; Actinopteri; Cypriniformes; Nemacheilidae. The coding region runs from base 2287 to 4038 and encodes 583 amino acids.
CUUUAAGUGUAUAUAACAUUAAAGAAGACCGUUUAGCAAGAUAGUAAAAACAUUGUACCUGCAUCUAAGUAUAUAAAAGCUUUGAAGUUGCUUAAAACCAGAAUUAUACUGAGUAUAGAUAAACACAUUCCUCUCAACAUUUAUAAAUAUCUCCUAAUGUAUCUCACUACGUGUCUGAUAUUAAUACGCGACACAUCUAGCUUUCAUGACUCCGCGAAGCUGCAAAAUCCUUUAAUAAAUUCACUGGUUCUCCCACGUUUUCCACGAGCACAGAGAACCUGUUUUUGGAGCAUUUCUUUUAUUCGGUGAUCCAGUGGAGUGUAAUAACGUCUGUUAUGGCUGUAGAUGGAACAGGGACGCGCUCGAGCAGGAAGUCUCGCUCAACAAACUGCGCAUGUUCGCUAAAGCCUCUCACUAUGUACGGAUGACACCGACGGCGAUCUAAACGGUAAGGCCGAUCCCGCGCCGUUUACUCUCUUAACCGUGACGCUUAAACGUAACCGAGCCGCGGAGACAUCCAUCGGGACGUCGAUCUGAAGUUUUAGCGACGGGCGUCAGCGGCUACCCGCCUCUCACGGCGGCGGAGCGUCGGGUCGUUUGAGUGUGUGUGCGUCCCGCCGCACGAGCAGACGUCAUGAGAGCAAAGCACCGCGGCGCGACGCCAGCGCGUCAUUUAUAUACCGUGCGUCGGACAUGGCAAAUGCUUCCAGAACGACCCGCGCUCGACGCGCUUGUGAACGUCACUUUUAUUCGCUUAAAAUAUAUAACAGUUGAACCGACAGAAAACGGCGGAGUGUGCGUGAGCUAGCAUAGCGCUAGCACGUAAACGGAGCAGCGCUGAGAAAAACUCAAAUGCUAAUGUGCUAACUGAAUUAGCCACUGGAAGAAGUGAUGUCAGUUAAAAACUAACUCAACAAAGUCACCGUACUUUCAUAUUAGCGUAGCGAAGCUCAUAUUACCUCCUGUAUUAUUAUAUCUCGCAUGUUUCAUACAGUUUGGUCCUUCUUACAUAUUCGUUGCUUAUACUAAGUAGUAACUGUUUUGGUGUACAGACACUAUGGUUACCAUGGUAAAUUUGUGUAAGGGGUGUAAUGCUAUAACGUUAUUGAGAUUAUUAGAUGGCAUUACAAUUGCACUGUUCUGUAUUUAUUAACCUAAGUAAGUAUGUGGUAACGUAUUUUUAAUGGUAUUAUCAGUCGGCUUUUUUUGGCGGGGUUGAACCUGUUUUAAUUCUAGUGUUUUUACACAUGAUGAACCCUCACUGACAUCUCCUGACAUAUUCAGUUGUGCUUAUUUCUGGGUUUAGAGAUGAGUAAUAAAAGCAUUUUCUGUGUGUGGUGAAGGUUUACAAGGUUUUUCCAAAACAAUCAUACUUCAGAUUCAUCAUUUUUGUGAUCGGGGUUGCCAAUGACUUCCCAACCUAUUAACGUCCUUAAAGUGACAGUACAUCCAUUUACUCACCUUAUCAUUUCAAACCUGUAUGAGUUUCUUUCACAGAACACAAAAGAAGAUAUUUUGAAGAAUGCUGUUAACCCCCAUUUAUUGCGUUGCUUUUGUGUUCACUUCAUACAAUAGAAGCGAAUGGGUUCCGGCGCAGUUCAAUUUCCAACUUUCUUCAAACUGUCUUCUUUUGUUCGAAAAAGGAAGUCAAAAAGAUUAGCAAUGACCAUAGGUUGAGUGACAAUGACAGAAUUUUCAAUUUUGGGGACUUUAAGGAAAAAAACACAGGCUGAUAACAAGUAACCUCCCCCAAACAAACACACAACGAGCAGUCGUCAAUGAUCAGUGAUCAACGUUUCCUACUAAAACCAUGAAUGUUUACAUCUGGCACAUUCAAGCAGUGAAGUGCCACACUACAGUAACAAAAGAUUUUGAGAAUAAAGUUGUUAUGUAUUGAGAAUUAAUAAAAUGUCGCAAUAAAGUAAUGUUUCCCUGAAACAGUAGUUUAUUUUUGAACAAUAGUACAAUAAACACCAUCACAGGGAAUGACAGUCUGAGCAUUUUCAUUGCAAGAUUUUGUUGAAUCCAUAACAAAAAUAUUUAAUAUCAAAUAUAAGAUACGAUUUUAACUACAGGAAUCUUGAGCUAUUUUUGGUGCAGCAGUAAUGUUUAACAUUUACGCAUUUGCCAGACGUUCUAUCCAAUGCUACUUGCAGUGCAUUGGAGGUAAAUGUUUGUUACCUGUGAGUUGAACCCAUGUCCUUUGUGUUGCUAAUGUUAGCUGUUGGACGAUCAUUAGUUCAUUUUAUGCAAAAUACUUGUCAGAGUUGAAGGAGACUGCGGGUUAUGGCAGAGACUGAGGUCACUGUGUCCGUGGAGGACAUGGUGGUGAUGAAGGAGACCGAGGAAGAGGAUGCUGAGCCUGAUGACCAAAACAAGACUCAAGUCAUCCUGCAGCUGCAGCCCAUCACAUCCGGGCUCGGAGAGGAAAGCACGGAGACCGAUACUGCUGUUGUGGCGGUGGAGACACCAGAUGAGGUGUCUGCUGAAGGAGAGGAUUUAGAGCUGGGUUAUCCCAUCACGUGUGGCGAGAGCAAAGCCAUACUCCUGUUCAAGAAGUUUGUCUGCCCGGGAAUCAACGUCAGAUGUGUUAAGUAUGAGGAUCAGUUGAUAAGUCCCAAGCAGUUUGUGCACAUGUCCGGUAAAGCCACUCUGAAGGACUGGAAACGAGCCAUCAGGAUAGGCGGAGUUAUGCUCAGGAGGAUGAUGGACUCGGGUCAGCUGGAUUUCUAUCAACACAGCACACUGUGCACAAACACCUGCCGCAGCACCAAGUUUGACCUGCUGAUCAACAACACACGCUUCCCACCGGACGGCAGUGGGCUCAGCACACCCACCACCGCUCAGGGCCAUGUUCCUGUCGGUAACGGAGGUCAGAGCGUCGCAGUAGAGGAGAACACAGAAGAUGUGGUGGGCACGGUGGAGUGGAGCACAGCCACGGUAGAAACCUCUGAGAAGAAGGAUGUACCUGACAUCUCAGAUGAGACGCUGAGUUUCUGGAGGGGUAUCGCCGAGGUGGGGCUGAUGGGUGAGGUGGUCUCUAAUAUCCGCUCGGAGCUGUUGGGUCUGCUGAGUGGAGUUCAGCUACGCAGCGAUCAGAGCUCACUGCAGGAUACAGAGAUCGCGGUUCUGAGCAACCUGGCUCAAGUCUUUGACCUGCUGGACUCCAUCAAACAAAUAGUGAAUGUCCGACGGCAGAUCACCGACCCAGAGCAGACGCAGGUCCUGCGAACACUGACCGCAUUAGAACAGCAGAUAGAAGAGCAGAAGAAGCUACAGUCCCUCAGCUGGCUGUCUCAGUCUCAGGCCCUCAGCAGUGUGACUUUUCCCUCCACCCCUCCAGCAAAACGCGCUCCCAAACGGCCCCGCCUCCAGCGGCCCGCAUCCACCACGGUGCUCAGCACAUCCGUAGCCCAACCUCUCGCCCUCCAGCAUCAACAGUUCACCGUUCUGUCCCCGAUCAACCUCGCAUCCGUCGGCCAGUCGUACGCAGUGGCCGGCCUCGCUCAACCCUCCAAUACCGUCACCCUUCACGCCCUACCCCCGGGCUCGCAGCUGUUCACGCGAAUCGCCAUGGCUCCUGACGGAAAAAUGGAGGCUGUCGCCCUCCACCCUGCGUCCGGCCUCACGCUGCUGGGGACGGCGGCUAUGCAUGACCACGGACAGAUGGGGACGGUGGAGCUGGUACAGCUGACGCAGAAGGGAACCGCCACCGGCGUCGCUCAGGACGGUCAGGUGGUGGCGGGCACCGUGGUGAUGCAGGACGGCGUCGUCAGGGUCGUGCAACAGGACGAAAACCAGGCUAACACCACCUUGAUCGAGAUCGACCCGUCGGACGACGAUCAGGGCGUGAGCGUCAUGGAGCUUCAGCUGGAGGAAAGUGCCAGGGGAGGAGAAGAAGAGGAGUGCGGAGCGACCGUGUUGCACGGCGACGAGGAGGUGGAGGAGGAGAUACAGCUGGAGGCCAACGGUCAGUUCCACAAUCUGCCGGUUGUAGUGGUGCAGGAAGAGACGCAGGACGCCGGCAAAGCCAAAUGACACGCUCUUGCACAAACCGCCCUCAGAGACUGACAGAGCGGAUCAGACAGGGAAAGGGAUUGUGGCUUCGCAGGUGGAGCGCGCGUGUUUGCCGCUCCAGCUGUCCUACUUCCUGCACAGCCAGGCCUGACGUGUUCCGUAUUUGUCAAAGCAAGUUCAGUAUUCCUUUUUUUACUUGAGAAUCGCAACAGUUUGUGACUUUCAGCACAGUCAGUAUUUGUGUUUGCUUUUGAGCUCGGAUGUUUCGGUUCAGCACUUAAUUCUCAUUUUUGGUUGGUUUGGUGCCAAAAGAACAGAUCUCCAGUCUCAUGAAUGUCUCAUGCUCACUGCUGUUAAACACACUCCAGUAGUUAGACUUGACACAGUCUAUGAUCUGCGUAGGGUGUAAAUGGCACCAAUGUUCAUUUAAGUUUAUAAGCACACGAGAGUUUGGAUGUGUGACGAGUGUGUCUGUGAAAGGUUCCUCACCAAAAAUAAACGUUCUUCCUUUCCCUGUACACGACGGUGGAGCGAGCUGUGUGUUCAUCUGUUACAGAACCGUUAGUCAUGAGUUUACAGUGACUGGCGCUGCCUCGAUAUUAUUUAUGAUGAUCAUUUAUUGUAAGCAAUUUCUAAAAUACUUUCUAUAGAGGUUUAUAAAUUCUAUAAAUUAACUUAUUAACGUUAGAGGAAGAACUCAAUGUAAAGAUUUGUAUUGUUUGCUCGCCCUCUCAUGUCUAUCUCAAAAAGGGAUCAUGCAGGGGCUUGAUACUGUACUCUGUAUGAAUCCUGAAGCCGCGUCAGACUUUCAGAACAGACUCAAGUUGAAGGCGUUGAAUGUGUGUGAGUAAACUGAAGAGCUGAACAGAAAGCAGUAAGGAUUUUUUUUGUUAUGCAGAGGUCAUCGUAAGACUCCGGAAUACAGCAUGCAAGUUGUAUGAACUACUUUUUGGUUAUGUUUACCGGAGUUUAAGAGCUUGAUUAUUUAUUUGAUUUCAUUUCAAAUAUCCUAUGGUUUUCCCCUUUGUUAUUGGAGAGACUGAUUAUAGGAACCAGUUUGAUGUCUUUCUUUACCCCCUCAUAUGGAUUGAAAUGACGAAAUGAGUGAUUGACAGGCCAUCCAGACAAUUUCAAGGCGUAACAGCUUCACUUUCACAGACCAAAACUGAAUAAAUGUAAAAAAGAGAGAAUUGUUUUGUUGAAAUACUAAUUAAACAAU